GGUAACACUGCUGUCAUGUGUAUCCAAAAUUAACUUGGAGCACAAAAACUCCACACAAGGCCCAUUGUUCCUUAGGCCCUCUUUGUCCCAAGCAAUGCACUAACCCAGUCCACCUGCAGAUCCCGUUGGGCGUCCAAAGUGUGACAAUGACGGCCUUUGAUCCUCCUCAUUACUUGCUGAAAUGGACGGAUUUCCAGUAUUCCCUACUCAACGCUUUAGAUUCGUUGAGAAACGAACCCAGCUUCAUUGACGUGACAUUGAGUUGUGGCGGGCACAAAUACGGCGCUCACCGGGUCCUCUUGGCCGCAUCCAGCCCUUACUUCAAAGACCUGUUCCAAGACAAUGUGGGUUCGCACCCGAUUAUCAUCCUCAGAGAGACCUCACCCAAGGAUUUGGCAGCGAUCUUAGAGUUCAUGUACAAUGGACAAGUCAAUGUGCCGCAAGAACAAGUUCAAUCUCUUUUGAAGACGGCCACUGACCUACAAAUUAAGGGAUUAGCCCAGUACCAGGACGCACCCGGCAAGAAAGGCCCGCCCGCUUUGGGUCCGGGGGGGAAUGGAGCGGGAAGUUUAGGACCCAUAAGUCAGAUCCCGGAGAUGGAACCGCACGAGGUCAAUCAUGAAGAGGUGGUCAUGGAUUUUAAUGAACCCAAGUUGGAACCCGACCUAACAGAUCCGUUACCGAUCACAGUAUUCCCGCUCCAUAACAAAAAAAAUCACACCCGACCUCUGCGCAACAACUUGACCAACCCCGCCCAUGAUGGCAUGACCCCAAGUUUCCCAUCGUCUAAAGGCCCGGGGAUAUUAGCGUGCGGCUACUGCGGCAAGACAUUCAAACGGAGGAACGGCUUGUUGGAUCACGAACACAUGCACAAAGGAACCACUAUUUGCCAUAUUUGCCAACGAGUUUGUUCCACCCGAGGGAACCUCAAACAGCAUCUUCUUAAAAAGCACAAUUUCACGUCGCCAUGAAGCACACAAUGCUUUCGUUUGUCUUGUCAGAAUAAGUUAUUGCAAUAAGAUGAGAAUUAUAUGAU
Tigriopus californicus is the source of this 1036-nucleotide messenger RNA. Its product is annotated as protein tramtrack, beta isoform-like. NCBI's taxonomy places the organism in Eukaryota, Metazoa, Arthropoda, Copepoda, Harpacticoida, Harpacticidae. Bases 147 to 971 code for a protein of 274 amino acids. The record is from RefSeq and is a predicted model, not a curated record. The transcript is spliced from 2 exons. Gene Ontology annotation, biological process: regulation of transcription by RNA polymerase II. Gene Ontology annotation, cellular component: nucleus. Gene Ontology annotation, molecular function: protein binding.